AUGGCUGUUGCCUCGUCCGCAGCUGCGGUACGCGCCCUUUCCGUACCCCAGCAUCAGCCAUACCAGACAUUGGCAAGAACAAGCCGAAUCUAUGACCCUCCAGAAGCCAAAGGCAUUGAUGGUCAAGCACUGGCAGCGAGCUCGAACCCAAGAACCGUCAGUGUACACGACCAAGAACCUCCUGGACUUGGGACAAUUCAGGAACCGUGCUGGCCUCAACUUCGCCUUCGUGGAGGACAACAUGUUGCAAGGAAUGCUUGCGGCGCGCGCCAGCAAAGGCCUGACGGCCCAAUUGAAGCGGGAUGCCAUUCAGGAAGCCCAACGCGAAGCCGAGGCCGCUACCAAGCGUGGAGAGAAGCACGACAUGGUGCGCUCCCUCAUCGGCCCAAAGGGAGGCCUGCCAACGUUGAAGGCAGACCUGGGAAACUGGCUUCACUCCUGAACAUCCCCGUCCAGACUGGAAUGACUGUGGAAGAUCUCAAGAAAGCUUGCCGCCCCUUGGUUGCCGAGAUUGCUCAAAAGCCAACUCCCUCGAAGGCAAGUGGAUCUACCAGUUCAACGGAAAGACAUGUCCCCGAGACUUCAAUGGCGAGACCUUCUCAAGCGCCCGAGACAAUUGGCGCGAAGGCCAAGGCAUCUCCUGGAGUGACCGCUCAAGAGCUACAGGAAGUCCUCACCAUGCAGGACCACAAGUUCCAAGGGAUGCUGAACCAAGUGCUCCAGAGCAUUUCGACCCUGCACCAAGCAUCGCACCUGCCAGGACCUAUGACUUCCGGUCCGAUGGAAACCGAAGCAACCAUGGAAGUGAAUGAAGUCUAUGAGGAGCAGUGGCAUCGAGCGAUGGACCACUUCCAGAACGAGAUCUUUGUCACCACCCUCACCGUUGGCGAUGAGAAGUCUUUUCAGUCCCAUGCCAUGUCUGAGAAUAGGUUGAUUUCAAAGAACCCCGACCUUGUUGAGAAUGACCGCUUCCCCAAGACCUUUGUCACUGAGGUCUACACAAACACAGAGCGAGUUGCGCAGACGGCUCGCAAACGAGGACAUCGAGUGGGAGCCUCAAUGAGCUUGGAAUCAGGAUGGAACUUUCUCCGUCCACUGGAUCGCACAGCUGCCAGAGCCGUCCUGAAGCGUGAAAGUCCUUUCUUUUUGGUGCUGGCAUUUCCUUGUUCCUUUUGGAGUGUGUUACUCAACCUCAACCCUCCGAAGAAUGGCACCCAGAUGUAUGAGGAAGCGAUCACCCUCUUGCAGUUCGCCCUCCAAUUGGCCAAGGACCAGAAGAGUCGUGGUUGUCACUUUGUUUUGGAGAACCCUCAAUCCUCUAGAGCAUGGACCCUGGAAGAGAUGCAAAGAGCCUUGGAGCAACUUGAGGCCCGUUGUGUAGUCUUCCACCAGUGCCGAUUCCGCUUGAAGAACCAGGCCCUGGUGGUUGGAAUGGAAAAGCAGUUUGAAGCUGACUUCAAAAGACCACACAACACCCUUGCCAUCGAAGGCGGUGAGGAGGCUGAAGAUGAGACCGCCCUGCCGAUUGACAUGAACCUGAGUGACUCUGAUCAGGAGUCCACUGAAGCUGAGGCAGUAAGCGCCUACAACUCGGACAUCAACGACGCUGGUGUCUCUCCUAUGCAAGCUGCCUUUGGAAAGCAACCCCGGAUGCACGGAGAUUGCCUUGGUGAUUUUGGUCGCCGCUUGAGUGAGCAUGGACUCAUCGACUCUCGGCCAAGUUUGGCCAGACAAGUUGCCAUGCGAGAGACUGCUCGCUUGGCGAUGGUGCGCCUUCAUUUUUCCAAAGGUACAUCUCCAUUUCCUGAAGCUGUACGAGCUGCCUUUGAACAGAGACGGCAGAGCGUUUCCAGUGCCGCCCCAAGUGCUAGCGGCGAGUCACAAGCUUCCAAGAGGCCUGCUGAACUGGAUGCUGAGCGCUUGCGUGAAGAAGCUCUUCAACCAGACCCUGUUGCUCCAACUCCGGUUCAACCUCCAGAUGAAGUUCCUGAUGAAGCUUCCGAAGCCCUGAGAGUGACUCAUGAAGUGAUGGAAAUGGAAGCCUAUGCCAAUGUACAUCCGCUCCGUCAGAUCCAGAUCAUGGCAGAACAGGAUCGUCUAAAUCCCUUGGAAGCCAGAGUCCGAGACCAUGGGACAUGGCGUGGCAAUUGGCCUCUCCCCUCGAGGACAGAAUUCAAACGACGGCAAAUGCUGAAGCAACUUUGGCCCCUUGGCAAUGAUGAUGCUGCUCAGGAAGUGCUUGCAGUGCUCACUGCUCGUAAGGAGCAUGUAUGGAGUCACAUGUCGGACUUUGAGAAAAAGGAGUUCCGUGAAGCAGCAGCCAAAGGAUGGUCAGUAUGGGUUGAAAAUGAAGCCAUCGAACCUCUUCCAGAUGCCGAAGCUGCCCGCAUUAGUAUGAAGUGGAAGCUGGCAAGUGCUGACAUCAAGUCGGCAUUCAUGAAAGGUGAAGAGUUUGGCCCCAAUGAACGCAUCCUCUACCUCGCCAACGUGAAGACCAGAGUGGUGCGCGUGAAGGAGGCGACCAAAGGCCCUCGGCAAGUGCCGAGCUCUUUGGGCGGCCCUGCCGGGGCAGAGGUCUUGAGGAGUGCCAUGAGCGAGCAAUCCUUGUUGAGGUGUAGCUUGGUCGUGCCCAGCAAGGCCAAUGCCCAUGUCUUGGAGUCCUCGAUCUUGGAUUACUUCGCCUUUACCGACCGAGCGGUCGCCUUCAAGGUCAGCCGCGAGGUGGAAUGGGCUCCAGUCCGAGACAUCAAAGGCCGCCACACGGCAGACGCCGCCAGGCUCACGAUGCACCGCUUGCACUGUGCGUGGGUCCGCGCAGCGGGUGGGACCAUCGAAGAGCAAGCGAACGAGUCGGACACCUUGGAGGUCUCACCCCUCCUCAGCUACGAGGGCGAGGGUCUAGGAGCACGGCCAGUACCAGGCAGCAAGCGCGUGGAUUUGGAUGGCUCCGUCUUGAAGCUGCCGUGCCACUUGACCGGGCCACAAGAAGCGCCCGAAGAGGCGGCCGAAAAGCUGGACGAGACCAGUGGAACUCAGGCAGCAGAUGGCCUUGACACCAGCGCCUUCUAUCUCCAGGAGUAUCCCUUGAGACCGGCUGUGAGCACGUCCAAGGCCCCGAUGCUGAAGGAUCCGGGUGGUGGCUGGUGA
Messenger RNA from Durusdinium trenchii, 3147 nucleotides. The record is from the annotation of a GenBank genome assembly. Lineage: Eukaryota; Dinophyceae; Suessiales; Symbiodiniaceae.